Messenger RNA from Anthonomus grandis grandis, 2477 nucleotides. It is a transcript of the gene Pho, whose product is annotated as transcriptional repressor protein YY1-like. Gene Ontology annotation, molecular function: DNA-binding transcription factor activity, RNA polymerase II-specific; RNA polymerase II cis-regulatory region sequence-specific DNA binding. NCBI's taxonomy places the organism in Eukaryota, Metazoa, Arthropoda, Insecta, Coleoptera, Curculionidae. The transcript has 6 exons. Gene Ontology annotation, biological process: regulation of transcription by RNA polymerase II. Gene Ontology annotation, cellular component: transcription regulator complex; PcG protein complex. The record is from RefSeq and is a predicted model, not a curated record. The coding region runs from base 113 to 1198 and encodes 361 amino acids.
GUUCCUGCACAAGAGAUGGCCGAACGGCAACCAUUAGUCAGUUCGCGGCAGCCAUUGUGGUUACGAGUGGCCAUAUUUGUUCGUCCAUCUUUUAUAAACAACUUUUUGAAUUAUGGCGGAUCAUCCCAAUGUUAUGUGUGAAGUGGAAAUACAGCCAGACAUCCAAGAAUGCGUGGAAAUAGAGACAAUUCCAGUGGAUAUGUCGGAUACCGUAGAAACAAUCGUCGAAUAUGGCGAGCCUAUGAUGACACCGCAAGACCUGGAGGGUCGAGAACUUAUUUUGGAAACGCACGAAGAAAUUAUAGACGAUUCGGGGGACCCGUUGAACCUCUACGAAGUCCCCGUGCCCGAUCAAGGGGAUUUGUAUGUGGAAACAACUGCGGGGCCUUCGAAAAAAAGGAAGCAUAUUAAAAAUCGGUGUGUGAUUAAACGAGAAAACGAGUUUUUGCUUAGCGACAUGCACGUAGAGUCAAAGCCGAGAAAAUGGGAACAAAAGCAGGUGCAGAUAAAAACUAUGGAAGGCGAGUUUUCUGUUACAAUGUGGGCUUCUGGUGCAAGCGAUGAUGAAGGUUCUAAUCCAGAGCCUGACCCAGAUUACACUGAAUAUAUGACUGGCAAAAAACUAGCAACUGAAGGAAUGCCAGGCUUGGACUUGUCUGACCCCAAACAACUUGCAGAAUUUGCAAGACCUGGUUUAAAAAGCCCAAGAGUCAGAAGACCUAAUCAAGACAUGUCAGAAAGAACUAUUGCUUGCCCUCAUAAAGGUUGCAAUAAAAUGUUUAGGGAUAACUCUGCAAUGAGGAAGCACUUACAUACACAUGGUCCUAGAGUUCAUGUUUGUGCAGAAUGUGGAAAAGCAUUUGUAGAAAGUAGCAAGUUAAAAAGGCAUCAGUUGGUACACACUGGCGAAAAACCAUUUCAGUGUACCUUCGAAGGUUGUGGCAAAAGGUUUAGCCUUGAUUUUAAUCUUAGGACCCAUGUAAGAAUUCAUACUGGAGAUAGACCCUACGUGUGUCCAUUUGAUGGUUGCAACAAAAAAUUUGCCCAGUCAACAAAUCUUAAAAGCCAUAUCUUGACACAUGCUAAAGCCAAAUCAAGAAAUAGUGGUCAAAAUAGGGCCAGUGAUAUGCAUAUGAUGCAGUCCCCAUUUGUCCAAGUAGAGGUGGCAGAUCCAGAAUACAUUGUUUAUACUGAUUAAUUUAGGAUGCUCUGUACAUAAGAAAAUAGCUUCAAGAAAAGAAUCUACCUUGUAAAAACCAAAUAUAGUUUUUUAGGUUAUUGAUUUUGCGGCACAAACAAUAAUGCCCCAAUUCCCACUUUUUACCAGCUGGUUGAGUUCAAAAUAUUUCUUUUGGAAAAAUGCGGCGAAUUAUAUUUUGUUUUAAUAUUAUGAUUCUUCUCAUAGGUUAUUUGGGUUGAGAAGAAACAUGGUAUAUUGGCCAUUUCAAUAUUCUGGUUUAACAGGACUGUUACUAUGUAACAUAUAUCACUUUAGCUUUAAGUAUAGAAUUUCUAAGUUUAUUUUUUAUUAUGACUGAAGCACUUUUAAAAUGAUAAAAAAGUAAUAUAGUCGAACUAUGUUUUUAUACAGAUCAACAAGAAAUUAAAAACAUUUUUGCGCCUAGAAAAUUAUCGGUCUCCUCUGUUUCACAAUUUAGUAUGCAUUAUUAUAAAAUAAUAUUGGCUUAUACCAUACUUUGUGUUAUAUGGAUUUUUAAUAGAAUUCUUUAUACGAUACUUUUUAAAAGCAUAAGGAUGUUCCCACUAUCUCUAAAGAAUAGACUGGAGAAGAAAUCGGUUGUCAAAUAUUUAAGGCUUUUUAAUUUUUAUUAUGCUAAUCCUUGUGCUUUUUUUUAAGCAGAAUUUUAGAAGCAUAUUUUAAAUUUUGUGCCUAAUUUAAUAUUCAAAAUGUCGCUCUUUUUACAUUAAAAAGUUGCACAUUAAAAUGCUUGCAUCAAAAAAGUUCAAAUAUAACAUUUUUUUCUCCAGUUAAAAACGAUUUCAUCAGGGUAAAUAUUAAUAUUGUAAGUCAGGUUAACAAUAUUGUUCUAUAUUCUUUGAUGCAAUUUUGGUUUUUUUUCUGGUUUAAUAAAUUUUUUUGUGAGAAAUUGAAUUUUCAUGAAAAUAAGUUUUUGUACAGUUUUAAAUAUUGAGUGCCACCAAUAGGUUUAAACAUUAGGAAAACUAUUGGUCGUUAUAAGAUUAAGAAUUUCUCAUACAAAUCAAGUUAAUAAUGUGAUGUGAUGUAGACUCGGAAGGGUAAUAAAUUAACAGGUAGUUCUAUUUUUAUAAUAAAUUAGAGAUAAUUUCUCAAUAAAAGUCAACAAAUAAACUCUUGCGGUUUGAGCUCUUUCUUACCCCGAAAUUUUUUGUUGACCUUAUAUUGUAAAUAAGUCUAAAAUGUAAAUGGUUGCUAAAACGUUAGCAAUAGGAGUCUGUAAAUAUAAUCUAAAUCAUUAAAAUUGAUUUUUACUACA